UCGGAGACAGAGGGUUGCAAUGGGCGAUUGCCAUAUAUGGAAAAGCGAGAAAUCGCCAUUGCAUCACUUGACUAUGAAAUGAACUCACCAUUCCUUUUUCUUCUCAUUGGACUUAAUUUUGCUUUAUCGCAUAAUAACCAUCUCUACUUUUUUGCUCCAUAAUUUUUUUUUUUGGCAUGAUGGAUUUGGAUGGUCCAUGGUUUAUUGAGCGAGCGACCAAUAGAACCGUGCUAUUUCGAGGUGUCAACGUGGGAGGCGGUGCGAAAUUGCCGGUCGGCAUUCCCUCCCAUGUCAAUGACGGAUAUUGGAUCGACCACGAUCGUAACAUCAGUAUGGUCGGUCGACCGUUUCCUAUCGAAGAAGCCGACGAUCAUCUUCAACGACUGGUGGUUCUGGGCUUCAACUUGUUGCGUUUUCUUGUAACUUGGGAAGCUAUUGAACAUGAAGGUCCAGGCAUAUACGACCAACAGUAUCUGGAAUACGUGAUUCAGUUAUUGGACAAGUGCAAAGCUUUCAAUUUGAAAGUAUACAUCGAUCCACACCAAGAUGCUUGGUCGCGACACUGUGGUGGAUCUGGUCACCCAGGGUGGACACACUCGCUGGUCGGUUUGAACCCUCUCAAUUUCCAGGUGACCAACGCUGCCAUUGUGCAUAAUUUAUAUCCGGAGCCCGAUCAAUUCCCAAAAAUGAUAUGGAAUACCAAUUAUCAGCGGUUGGCAGCAUCGACCAUGUUUACGCUGUUUUUUGCGGGGAAAAUCUAUGCUCCCAAAUGCCACGUGAACGGUGUGCAUGUGCAAGAUUAUCUGCAAUCCCACUAUUUUCGCGCUAUCGAAGCAUUGACGAAUCGAAUUCACCAACAUGGCGGUCUGGAAGAUACAACGGUCCUUGGUUACGACACCAUGAACGAACCUGGUCAAGGCUACGUGGGUUUGCUAGAUAUCCGGAAUUUGAGAGACAACGAUCUUGAUUUCAAAAAAGGGCUGAUGCCAACCGCGUUCCAGGGAAUGGUUUUAGGCUCCGGGUAUGCAACGCAUGUUCAAAAUUGGAAAUUUACAUGGUCAGGUCCCAAAAAGGUAGAAGACGUCUACGUUGAUCCUCAGGGCACGUCCGCGUGGCUAAGUGAGCCGGAGUUGGAGGCAGCAGAUCGCUCAUUCGGUUGGACACGAUCCGAUGCCUGGUCACCCGGAUGUAUAUGGGCGCUGCACGGUGUUUGGGAUAAGGAGACACAAACCGUGCUUCAGCCCCAUUAUUUCAGCAUGAAUCCAGUGACCGGCGAGCCCGCCGAUUACAGUCAACAUUGGAUUCAAUUUCUGCAGUCGUAUGCAAAGAUGUUGCGCAGCAUCCAUCGCGAAGCCAUUAUUUUCGUGCAACCACCCACGUUAGAAACUCCACCCAAGAUUCCGACAUCCUUGCCGCGUUUAGUUUAUGCCCCUCAUUGGUAUGACGGGUUGACCCUGGUAAAGAAGAAAUGGUGCAGUUACAACGUUGACGUAAUCAAUCUCAGUCGAGGCAAAUACGGUACUGGACCCAUGCGAUUUUUGAGAGCGCUUCGUUUAGGCGAAAAGGCCAUUCGCCAGUGCUUUGUAGACCAGCUCGCUACGAUUCAGCAAGAAGGGUGGGACAAUGUGGGACCUUAUCCCUGUAUCCUAGGGGAAAUAGGCAUUCCUUACGAUAUGGAACCUGCAAAGUCCAAUGCUUUACAGGUGCUGUGGGGCUGGAUUUUAUUUUGGUGCGUUUAUUCUGAAACCGGACAAGCAUCGGUGAUCGGUACACCCGAAGCACCGCAAAACAAGGCCAUGGAUGCUAAUUUGAACGCACUGGAAGCCAACCUGUUAAAUUAUACGCUCUGGCACUAUGUUCCCGACAAUGAUCCUAUUUGGGGCGAUCGAUGGGAUGGCGAAGAUCUCAGUAUCUGGCAAUCGGAGGGUCCACCCAGUUACGGCGGCAGUUCAAGAACAUUGGUGGAUGAAGUGAGCCACGGAAAAUACAAAAAGAAUCCAGAUAUUUCACCUUGGAAUGACGAAAGUGACCUGGAGUCGGCCAGUGACGAUCAGCCGACCGCCAGGUUAAUCCCAGACACCAACGUGCGUGAUGUGAUUUCUUUACACAGGCCGCAUCCAUGGAAAGUGGCAGGUAUCCCAGUGUCGAUUCAGUUUAUAUCACCCACCAAUCGUCAUCAUGCAGCGUAUUUUUUCACUUAUAAACGACGAGAAGAUGAGCUGGUGAGCGGGCCCACAGAAAUUUAUGUGCCGACCUGCCAUUUUGCGACUCCGGAAUCAGACGAUAAAAAGAAGACCAAAAUCAGUCUCAGCCAUGGUUACUGGGAGUGUAAAGUGAUCAACGACCAUUACUGGAUACUUCUUUGGUGGGUGGACGAUAAAGAAGCCGGCAGCCAGUUCGAGCUGAAGCUUGAAUGUAUUUAGUACCACGUGUGGAUGUGCAAUCAAAGCCUCAGCAACAGUGUGGGCCAAUCAUUGGCGCAAGUGUUGCAACACAGUAGUGAUUUUCAGUCAUUUUUACAAUAUCAAAAAGGUGUUCGUUUUUUUAAAGUUACGCUGGUGGAAAAAAAAUUGUCCAAUGUGGUGACCCCAUUUUUUUUUGCCCAUAUUAUUUACUUUUUUUUUCUUUUUUUCCCUCUUCUCCUUUUUUUUUCUCUACUCC
Molecule: messenger RNA, 2661 nt
Organism: Radiomyces spectabilis
Lineage: Eukaryota; Fungi; Mucoromycota; Mucoromycetes; Mucorales; Radiomycetaceae
Product: glycoside hydrolase superfamily
Exons: 3
Coding region: 177-2423 (748 amino acids)
Biological process (GO): ergosteryl 3-beta-D-glucoside catabolic process
Molecular function (GO): steryl-beta-glucosidase activity
Source: RefSeq, a predicted model, not a curated record